Messenger RNA from Nicotiana tabacum (common tobacco), 1182 nucleotides. The record is from RefSeq and is a predicted model, not a curated record. Lineage: Eukaryota; Viridiplantae; Streptophyta; Magnoliopsida; Solanales; Solanaceae.
CAAUUCCGAGGGCUUUCCGAACACGCUCUAAAUGAAAAGAAAAUUUCAUUAUUAGGAAGUGGCUCCCUCCCCCUCCCGUUUCUUUGAGAAACCCUAAACUCUCCCCCUUCAACAAAGAGAGAGAAAGAGAGAUAGAAAAACCCUAGCACCGAAUUGAUUUCUCGAAAGCUAACAAACCGGCAUACGUUGAUUACUUCCGAUUGACUCCAACUGCAAAAAGGCGGAAGGAAUUUAGGUUUUCUUUUGAGGAAUAAUGGGGAAGAAGAAGAAGAGAGCAUCCGAUAAAGUAUGGUGUUAUUAUUGUGAUAGAGAAUUUGAUGAUGAGAAGAUUUUGGUUCAGCAUCAAAAGGCUAAACACUUCAAAUGCCACGUUUGCCAUAAGAAGCUUUCCACUGCUGGUGGCAUGGCCAUUCACGUUCUUCAGGUUCACAAAGAGACCGUCAGCAAGGUACCGAAUGCCAAAGCCGGCAGAGAGUCAACAGAUAUUGAAGUAUAUGGAAUGCAAGGAAUCCCACCUGAUGUCUUAGCAGCUCACUAUGGAGAGGAAGAUGAUGAGGCCCCAGCAAAAACUGCCAAAGUGGACAUUCCAUCAUCCCAGUAUGUUGGUGGUGCAAUUCCAGGAUACCCUCCCCGGGCACCUUUUGGUGCAAUGCCACCACUCUAUAAUCCUGCUGUGCCAAUGCCUCCCGCUGGUUGGCCAGUCCCCCCUCGGCCCCAACCUUGGUAUCCGCAAUAUCCUGCUGUCUCGGUUCCACCUCCUGCACCAAUGGGUCUGCCGCAACAACCAUUAUUUCCUGUGCAAAAUGUGAGGCCUCCAAUGCCAGCUAUUGCACCACCAACGCUUGUCGGUCCUCCAGGCCUCCCAGCAUCUAACACACCUGUUCCCGUGUCUCAGCCCUUGUUUCCUGUUGUUCCUAAUAACAACAACCUUGCCCAAAGUUCACCAUUUUCAGCGCCAAUGCUGUCAACAAGUGUGCCAUUGAGCUCUGCAGCUGAUGCAAAGAGCUUAAUUGACCCAAACAUGGGCAACAACACUCCUGCCACCAUUGGUUAUCAGAUUUCAGGGCUGACACUUUCGACAUGGUUCUUGUUGGGGAUUUACUUAUUGCCAAUUUACUGUUGUGACACCAGCACUGUGCCAUUGUUACUGCUUAUUGUUAUUGCUUUUCCUUCUGCUUUCUG